GGCGGAAGUGCGUCGUCGGUGCUGCGGCGCGCGGGCCGUUCCCUCGAGAGGCGGCGGCGGCCAUGAGCAAGCGGGACCAGGUGUCCUAUGUGCCGCCGGCCGAGCCCGCCUUCCUCAGCCGCUUCAAGAAGGAGGUCGGGUACCGCGAGGGGCCCACGGUUGACACCAAGAGAGAGCAGCUUCCGGUCCCUGAGGAAGAUGAUGAGAGUGGUAGUGACAAAGAGGAUGAGCGCCCACAAGUGGUAGUGCUGAAAAAAGGCGACCUGACUGAAGAAGAGGCACUGAAAAUUAAAGAGCAGAUCAAAGAUGCUUCUAAGUUAGAUGAAGAACCAGAACCUUCUGAUGGAAAAAUUGUGUUCAGGAAGCCAUCAAAGCGUUCAUCAGAAGAAAAGUUUUUGGGCCUGACUGCAAGUUCAAGUAAGAAGAUAAAAGAGUCAAGGAAAAAUAGGAGUGAACCAAAAAUCUCUCCGAAUGCAGCUAAGCAGAUCAAAAAUAGUAGCCUUCUCUCAUUUGAUGAUGAAGAAGAUGAUGAUUAGUAGUUGUGCAUGUUUGAGUCUGGUUCCCUUUCAGUUGGUGUAAAAUAAUUACCAUCAGAGAAAUGCAAUAUAAAACUGGUGGUUUGGAUGCUAUUGUAUGAGCGGGAUUUUUGGACUGCAUUUUAAAAUAAAACUUAAAUGUAUAUGUAAAGUAAAAUCCAUGCAAAUGGCUGUUUUUAAGAUCCCACUUUAGUAGCAAAAGAUGGAAAACUCAUCAAUAUGUUUGCGUUUGCGAGCCAAAUAUUUUAAAGUCCUGCCUUCCUCCCCUUUUUUUCCUUUUCUUUUUAAUACACACCAAGACCUGAGUUAAUACUACUGCAGGGGGAGUUUGUCCAGUUAGAGUUCAUCUCCCUAACAGCCAAAACUAUAAGGACUUCAGUAGUUUGCUUUAAGAACUAAAAUCUUUGACCCUUACUUAAAUAAAACUUGGAUUGUUGGGUUUUUUUGCCUCAGUGAUCUACACGAGGCACACAUCAUGUAGCUCCUACUCAGGACUCAAUACCCAGUAAAGUCAUGAGUUCUAACACAUCAUCCGCCUUAGUAUCAAGCAUGGUAAAAUUUACUUGAUUGGACCUGUUUGUAUGUGUAAGGGUUACAAGACUGGGUCUGUUAGCAAUUGUAUUGGUUUCUUCAUAGGGCAGACUGCAUAGAAAGCCAGUUAGUCCACCUUGGAUACAGUGGGGCUGGACUUAGUGUUUGGAAAAAAUACUGGAUGGAAAAUAUACUUAGUUGUAAAAAGUUAUACUUGUACUCAUAAUUAUGUGGGAUAUAAAACAGCUUGUUUUAAAAGACUGCAUUUAACAUUUCAGCUAUUUAAAAAAAAUCUUUAUUUUUGUCUUGUUUAGCAUGGGAAAGCUGUAAGCAGGAUAUGUUUUGGGAAAAGCUCUUUUAUUUUAAUAAUGUGAGAUACAAAGGGUGCAGAUGCAUGUAUAUUUGGAACUCUUUCAAAAGAAGGCAGCAGCUUUGAUGUUUAAUGUGUGUGCAGGAGCGGAGAACUAUUCAAAUGUAGAAAAACUGCUCCUACUAUGAGGCUGGAAGUAGUGUUAAAGUUAGAGCUGUUCUGUUACAUUUUGACUAGUUUUUAUCUAAUAAGCACAUACCAAUUAUGCCUUUUUGAAAGAUUUCCAAAGGUUUGAAAGGGUUCCAAAUGUUUGUGUGUCCACACCCAAAGUCAGUCAGACUUGUUGGCUGUGGUGAUAUCAAGUUUGUACGUUCUGCUGUCAAGUAGAUGAAAUUGAGCACCCUUCUCUGGGUUAUAGAAAAAGGACAUGCUGAAAUUUGAAAAUAAUACUGAAAGCUGAUGUGGUUUCUGGGGUAGAGUAAACAGCUGGUACAUUACCCUUUGAAACUGCUUGGAAGUACUGUGUGUUCCAUAAUCAUAAGUAAACUGAUAGGAGACUGUUGUGGGAUUACGGGAUCAGAGGCCAUGAACCUAUUUCAUUAUGUGACAGAACAUGCAGAACGAAUGUCACUGUAAAGCUUCAUCAAGGAGCUGAACUGAAAUUGCUGUGUGAGACAGCUGUUCUAAGUUUUAUUUUUGUUAAUAUUGGUAUUAAAACAGUAAAUGUGAUAAAGAAACUGA
This is a messenger RNA of Alligator mississippiensis (American alligator), 2118 nucleotides long. RefSeq names its product KIAA1143 ortholog. The transcript has 3 exons. The record is from RefSeq and is a predicted model, not a curated record. The coding region runs from base 63 to 536 and encodes 157 amino acids. Lineage: Eukaryota; Metazoa; Chordata; Crocodylia; Alligatoridae.